GAUUUAACGGAGGUCCAUUGCUCACGUCUGAUGACGUACUGUACGUAAACUUCAACAGCGUCGUGACGUCUUUCCUCCCUCCUUUCUUCUACUACCGGCGAGAAUGAAGACCAUUCUCAGCAGUCAGACAGUCGACAUCCCCGACAAUGUCGAGGUGAAGCUGAAGGGGCGUAAAGUGACUGUCAAGGGUCCCCGUGGCAAACUCAUCAGGGAGUUCAACCACAUCAACCUGGAGCUCAGUCUGCUGGGCAGGAAAAGUAAGAAGCUGCGUGUAGAAAAAUGGUGGGGAAACCGAAAGGAGUUGGCAACAGUGCGCACCAUCUGUAGCCAUGUCCAGAACAUGAUCAAGGGAGUCACUUUGGGUUUCCAGUACAAGAUGCGUUCUGUGUAUGCCCACUUCCCCAUCAACGUUGUCAUUCAGGAAAACGGCAAUCUGGUGGAGAUCAGGAAUUUCCUGGGUGAGAAGUACAUCCGUCGUGUCAGAAUGAGGGCAGGUGUGAUGUGCGCAGUCUCCGCAGCCCAGAAGGAUGAGCUGGUGCUUGAGGGCAACGAUAUUGAGCUGGUGUCUAAUUCAGCUGCACUCAUCCAGCAGGCCACCACAGUAAAAAAUAAGGAUAUCAGGAAGUUCUUGGAUGGUAUUUAUGUAUCCGAGAAGGGCACAGUUGUGGAACCGGAUCAGUAAAAUUUGCGCUCAAGUGCCCUUGUUGAAGUCGUCCCGAUGAAACAUCCGGAACGUCCUCAAGGCAUCCAUGUCUCCAGCCAAAUACUGAAUUGAUCAUGUUCUGUUUUGACCAAUAAAAAGUUGAAUUAA
Dunckerocampus dactyliophorus (ringed pipefish) is the source of this 811-nucleotide messenger RNA. RefSeq names its product ribosomal protein L9 (gene rpl9). Gene Ontology annotation, molecular function: structural constituent of ribosome; rRNA binding. The record is from RefSeq and is a predicted model, not a curated record. The transcript is spliced from 8 exons. Gene Ontology annotation, biological process: cytoplasmic translation. Gene Ontology annotation, cellular component: cytosolic large ribosomal subunit; ribosome. Lineage: Eukaryota; Metazoa; Chordata; Actinopteri; Syngnathiformes; Syngnathidae. The coding region runs from base 104 to 682 and encodes 192 amino acids.